AUGUCUUCAUCAUAUCUCCCAGCAACCACCGAUUCCCUUGUUCAGGCUUCAGAAGCCAAAACCCCAUCUGAGGCCAUCUCUAUCCUUUAUCGCAUACUUGAUGGACCUUCAUCUUCUUCCGAAGCCCUACGAAUAAAAGAACAAGCAAUUUCUAACCUCUCUGACCUUCUUAGACAAGAGAACAAGGCAGAUGAACUUCAAAACCUUCUGACCCAAUUGCGGCCCUUCUUUUCCUUGAUCCCAAAGGCAAAAACUGCUAAAAUAGUUCGUGGUAUUAUUGAUGCAGUUGCUAAAAUUCCAGGCACAUCUGAUCUCCAGAUCUCUCUUUGCAAAGAAAUAGUGCAGUGGACUCGUUCUGAGAAGCGAACUUUUCUUCGUCAACGAAUUGAGGCAAGGCUUGCUGCUCUUUUAAUGGAAAGCAAGGAGUACUCUGAAGCAUUGACCCUCCUUUCGGUCCUGAUCAAGGAGGUGAGAAGAUUAGAUGACAAGCUGCUUCUUGUGGAGAUAGACUUGUUGGAGAGCAAGCUCCAUUUCUCUCUGAGAAAUCUUCCGAAAGCCAAGGCUGCACUUACUGCAGCAAGAACAGCAGCCAAUGCUAUUUAUGUGCCUCCGGCUCAGCAGGGCACCAUAGAUUUGCAGAGCGGGAUUCUGCAUGCAGAAGAGAAGGAUUAUAAAACUGGUUACAGCUAUUUCUUUGAAGCGUUUGAAGCUUUCAAUGCUCUUGAAGAUCCCCAAGCCAUAUAUAGCCUCAAGUAUAUGUUGUUGUGCAAAAUCAUGGUGAGCCAGGCUGAUGACGUAGCAGGAAUAAUAUCAUCACCCAAGGUUGGAUUGCAAUAUCAGGGGCCAGAACUUGAUGCAAUGAAAGCCGUUGCUGAUGCUCAUUCAAAACGCUCUUUGAAGCUCUUCGAGAUUGCUCUCCGCAAUUUUAGGGCCCAGCUAGAGGAAGACCCUAUUGUCCACAGGCACCUCUCUUCCCUCUAUGACACACUGCUUGAGCAGAAUCUUUGCAGGUUGAUUGAGCCUUUCUCGAGGGUUGAGAUUGCCCAUAUUGCUGAGUUAAUUGAAUUGCCUGCCGAUCAUGUGGAGAAGAAAUUAUCUCAGAUGAUCCUGGAUAAGAAGUUUGCUGGGACUUUAGACCAAGGUGCUGGAUGCCUCAUCAUUUUUGAAGAUCCAAAGACAGAUGCGAUCUACCCAGCAACAUUGGAGACCAUUGCAAAUAUGGGCAAGGUCGUUGAUAGCCUCUAUGUGAGGUCUGCCAAAAUAAUGGCUUGA
This is a messenger RNA of Ilex paraguariensis (yerba mate), 1272 nucleotides long. The record is from the annotation of a GenBank genome assembly. NCBI's taxonomy places the organism in Eukaryota, Viridiplantae, Streptophyta, Magnoliopsida, Aquifoliales, Aquifoliaceae.